GUGAGGAGAGGAGAGGAGAGGAGAGGAGGGGAUGGGGGGGGGGAGGAACUCCUCGUUGUUCGUUCGUACUCCUUUGGUGGCUGGUACCUGAGGACGGGAGAGGAGAGAGUAUUUAUCGAUUGCUUUCUGCAACCAAUCUAUACUCACAAACCAGAUCAUUGAUAGGAAUAAUAGAUCUGAUCUUCCUCCUUUUGCUUCCGUUGCUAUAUACCACCACCACCACCUCUUCAAGGAGCUCCAUGGACAGCAUCCUCCUCGACCAGUCUCAGGUGAACCCAAGAAAAGUUUCUCUUGACGUCGCUGCUGAUUCCGGAGGAAGGUUUGUGCCGAGAGCUAUACACGGUUCUCUCGGCUCCUAUUCUUCCUUGACCCAACAUUUACCAGACCAUCAUGCUGCAGUAGGUGGCUUCCGGUCAUGCGUGUCGCAGCCUCUGCAGCCGCCGCAGCGGCCACUGCUUUAUGCUUCUCUUCCCUCUUCGUUUUGCGCUGAUCUAAUGGGAGGAGUGCCUCCUCCUCACCAUCAUCAUCUCCCUCCUCUGCCACACCUUCAACAACCGCCUCUUCUCCCCCUUCCCUUGACCAAAUCAGCAACCCUUCCCCCGUCUCCCAAGGUGACCAGAACGAACACCGGUACGGGGAUGGCUCGGUCGAGAGACCACAGGACGAAGCCGAAGCCUUGGGCGAGUUCAAAGAAGGAAACACAGCCGUCGACCAAGGCCGCUGUUCAACCCCGCGAGCCAAAAGACGAGCCCCAGAAGACGAUGAGAGAGGGGGUGGCCAUCGUGUCCAACAACGGGGAAGGGAAGGAGGAAGAAGAGGAGGAGAUCUAUAUGGAGUCCAUUUACUCGCUCUCUCCGCCUCCGGCCAACCUUCCUCUGCCUAGUUUCCUUCUUACCAGGCACAGGGCCGCCUGUAACACCCAAGUUAUCAUGGAAGGUGGUGCUGGUGGCCGCGGUUGAGUGGACGCCGAAGCCGACGACGUCCUCCACCCCAAGAAAAAAAAACAUUGUCGUGAUAUUUCCUUUCCUUUUAUUUUUUCUUUUUUUUUUCUAAUUCCACGUUUCGGCAGACUUCAAUUGCUGAAUCAUGGGAAUGCAAGUUAUGAAGGGGAAGAAGGGCCAUAGUUUUGUGAUAGCCCUUCUUGUCUAUGGAAGUGUGGAUCAAGGUCAUCGUCCUGUAUGUAUCCUCUUUUUAUUGGGUUAAGAUAGGGUCCGUGUCCAUCGCUGUGUGUUCACUUCUUAUGGCCUUCUUUUAAGUAAGGCUUGGAAAACCUGGGAGCCCCUCCCUCGAUUUGCUUUGUUCACUCUUUAGCUUUAAUCGCUGUACCCACUGUGGCUUUGUAGUAUAAAUAAACAGACUAUGUUUCUUUCUUUACCCUA
Messenger RNA from Musa acuminata subsp. malaccensis (wild Malaysian banana), 1379 nucleotides. Lineage: Eukaryota; Viridiplantae; Streptophyta; Magnoliopsida; Zingiberales; Musaceae. The record is from RefSeq and is a predicted model, not a curated record.